This is a messenger RNA of Drosophila persimilis, 2537 nucleotides long. RefSeq lists its product as uncharacterized. The record is from RefSeq and is a predicted model, not a curated record. Gene Ontology annotation, cellular component: nuclear body. Bases 54 to 2474 code for a protein of 806 amino acids. Gene Ontology annotation, molecular function: DNA binding. Lineage: Eukaryota; Metazoa; Arthropoda; Insecta; Diptera; Drosophilidae. The transcript has 8 exons. Gene Ontology annotation, biological process: positive regulation of DNA-templated transcription.
AUGGGAUUAAAUAUUAUAUUAUUUCGCCACUAAAUAAUUGUUUCUGCGGCACUAUGAACACGAUACGGAGCUCCACCCCCGUACUGCGGUCCAGGACCAAUGGCAGCACCGUAAGUGCCGCCUGUAACGCACACAAUGCACAGAGAAAUGUCGAGCGCCACCGGACGCAUAGCAAAAUACUUGGCGGCCGUAACAAUCGCAGCCGAAAUAAUGAGCGAACUAAACUACCGACCAAUAAAAGAUCACUACCAGAAAUCGAAUACGAAGAGGAAAUGUAUGAGAAUGAUCCUUUGGCAGAUGAACAAGACUCAGAGGGUAGGAUUGUGAAGAAUCCGGCUCACCUUAAAUCGCCACCUGGUAAAAAACCUCUCCUUCAACUACUAAUGGACGAGGACCCACUUUUUCCUAUGCAAGCAGUCGAAUCGAGAGAUAACGAGACAUCGCAAAAGUUUUACGUGCGCCUUACAGACGCGCCAAAGGAUGUGUGCAUUAGGCAGAUUAAUAGCAUAAGAUCUACACCAACCAAAAAAACAGAAAAACCUUACCGCCCAAGCGCAUAUUCGACUGCGCGGUCAAGCCAGCGCUUUAUCUGGCGCUCUGAGGCGACAUGUAGGCUGCUGCAAUUGUGGGAGCAGCAUUUGACAGAAUUUCGCGGUAAAAAGAGAAAUACAGAAAUUUAUAAAGAGAUGGAAAAUCAAAUGCGUGAUUUUGGCGCACCAAGUCAUGUUGAAAUUAAAGGUAAAAUGGAUAACCUGUCGAGGAAAUAUCGCCAAGAAGCUGAGAAACUUCGAUCGACCGGAGCUCGAUCCAAGUGGGUGCUUUUCCAUACGAUUCAAAAACUCCUGAUUGGUACCAAGUCCGUCAAUGUUUUUGAGGAUAUUAUGUUCGAGAAAAAUGGAUCCUCGAACAAUUUAAGCAAAGAUCUGGCGUCUGGCGAUAAUGAAAUCCAUUCAUGGAUGGAUUCUCCAGCUCCCAGUUACGAAAAUCAUCGACAGGAAGAUAACGAGUUGGACGACCAUCCCCACGAGGAUACGCUUGGAAAAAAUUAUCUUAUUGAGGAGACAGAAGGUUUUAAUGACGAUCAAUAUGAGAGAGCCACCUCCUCGCCAGAUUUUCAAAGUGAAUUGAACAGGAAAGAAAGUCUUUCAGAUCGAUUGCUAGAAAUCGAGGAGGAAAAACUGUCCAUAGAACGGGAGAAGCUUAAAGUUAUGAAAGCGGCUGUAAAGGAACUGUCCGCAUUCCAUAGAGAUAUAAUGCAGCAUUUGGAGCAAAAAAACAAAAAAUACGUUAUGGCCGACCAGAUGGAAACAAGCCAAAUUUUUACGAGCAAUCUAGAAUACGCGGCUAGAACUAAAGAAUCGCAGCGAGAAAUAGCACAAAAAAUCAAAACAGGCGAGUACAAGCUGCUGCGCAAGGAUCAACGCAGCACCGUUUGGAAAGUGUACCGGGUAAUCAUUGACUCCGACGGUACGCCACUGAGAUCGUCGUAUUUUUGCACCGGAUGCAAUCGAGUGUUAAAAUCCGGCAGUGGCAACACAUCGAAUCUCCGCAUCCACAAGUGUCACGUCAAAUAUAUGAGACAUCUUUACAAGGAAAAAGAGGCGAGACACGCCAUGGAGAAACAACAGGAUGACAUUCGUGAUAAUAAGCUGGAGUAUACACAAGCGGAGAUGAGGCAGCGAACGUAUCGCAAAGAUAAUCCCACCCGACACGAAUGGUGCGCCAAUGGCACCAAAAUGCUUCUGCAGCUGUGGGCAGUGUACAUUGAUGAUUUGCGCGGCAAGCGCAAGAAUAGCCAUGUUCAUAGGGAAAUGGCACUGAAAAUGAAACAUUUCGGGGCAAGUCCUGUCGAAGUCAAAGCCAAAAUGGACAAUUUGACCAAGAAAUAUCGCAAGGAGGCGAAGGAUGUUCAAUUAUUUGGGAGGCCAUCCAAGUGGGAGCAUUUCUAUAGACUUCAGUCACUCCUAAUUGGCACCAAAGCCGUUGAUCUAAGUAGCGAUUUCACGUUCGACAGCAGAGCCUCUUCAGAUGACGACAAGGAUGCAAUGGAAAGUGCAACUGAUGAUAUCGAUGAGGCCUAUGCUGAAGAGGACGAAGAGGACAAUUCCCAAGAUGGGCUACUCCAAGACGAAGAAGAGGAGGAUGAUUAUAUCCCAGACAACAUGAUAGAGAAUAUAGAAGUCCCCUCUGUUCGACCAGCUUUGAGGAAAUACGCCGAGACUAGCAUGGUAGAGGAAAUGGAAUUGCCUUCUGCAAGACCGUGUUUGGAGAACUACGAAGAGGAGCUCGAUAAGCAGAACCUAACUAUAGAACAAAAGUACAAAGCUAAACGGAAAAGAGAAGCUAGAUUGCUGGAAAUAGAAGAGGAAAAGCUGGCCAUAGAGAGGGAAAAACUGAAAACGAUGAAAUACUUAAAGCAGGAGCUGUCAUCCUUUCAUAAGGACAUGUUUAGGCUGCUUAACCACAACAAUUAAUCUGCAAUUGGCAAAUAAGAAAUGUACAAGUAACAAUAAAUUUAAUUUUUUUUUCCUAACAUA